This is a messenger RNA of Argiope bruennichi, 3190 nucleotides long. RefSeq names its product serine proteinase stubble-like. Lineage: Eukaryota; Metazoa; Arthropoda; Arachnida; Araneae; Araneidae. The transcript is spliced from 8 exons. The record is from RefSeq and is a predicted model, not a curated record. Gene Ontology annotation, biological process: proteolysis. Bases 182 to 1273 code for a protein of 363 amino acids. Gene Ontology annotation, molecular function: serine-type endopeptidase activity.
UCUUAAGUAGUUGAAGACGGAUCCAGCCGUGCGUGUGUGCUUCUGUGUGCGCAUUUCCAAUGAUCUUGUGAAUGUAUUCGUGAGGCUCAUGGAUUAUCUUGACGACAUCCAGCGGAGGCGAGGUGGGAAUCGAGUCGAAAGUUGAUGGACGCCGAUACCUUUGGAUACUUUCUUCAGGAGCAUGUUGCUCCUCUGUUUUCUCCUCCCUGUGGUAUCCAGCCUAAGCUACAGCAGUCGUCGCAUAUCCCCUGUGCCCCUGGGGCCCUCGGAGGCGAGGGCCCCCACAUUCGAUACAAACAUCGCUCUCAAUCUUCUCAACUUCGCACAACAGCUGUUAUCUGCUCCUCGCACUUGCUUCUACCAGGGCAACAGCUACUCCUGCGGUCUGAGCAUUGGCUGUUGGCUGCAGGGAAAGAGGUCCAUGGACCUGUGCAGUGGAGGGGUGGUCUGGUCCUGCUGCGUGCCAAAGAAUGCCGAACCCAACAAGGUGGCUAUCGUCAAGUCAGCAACUUGCGGAAAGACCUACAUCAGAGAUUCAAAAAUAGUUGGAGGAGAAAACACAACAUUUGGAAACCAACCUUGGCAUGUUGGGGUGAUCAAGAGGGCGCUGAUGUCUCAGAAGAUCGCUUGCGGCGGAGCUCUGAUCCAUGAGAAGUGGGUCAUCACAGCGGCGCACUGUGUUUACAAAACCCCUGCAACGACACUGCGCGUGCGCGUAGGCGAAUACAACAUCCGAGAGAAUUCAGAGCAAUUUCCUCACGAAGAAUACAGUGUAAAGCGCAAAGUAGUGAAUGAGGACUACGAACCUGCCACCUACCGGCACGAUAUUGCAUUACUAGAGCUCUCCCAUCCGGUGGUAUACAGAAAACACAUUGUGCCCAUUUGCCUACCAGAGAAACUGGAUAACUUCACAGGACGGUUGGCAACUGUCACAGGGUGGGGGAGAACUAGUUAUGGUCGUAGAACACCUCCAAACAUUCUUCAAAAGGUCAGUGUAGAAGUGAUCGCAACUGACACCUGCCAAGAAUGGCUUCAAAUAGCAGGCAGAAAAGAAACCGUUUAUCCCACCAUGAUUUGUGCUGGCUACAAAGAAGGCGGGAAAGAUUCCUGUCAGGGCGAUUCCGGUGGUCCCUUGACAAUCAGAGAAGACGGUCGAACGACUCUCAUAGGACUGGUUUCCUGGGGUGUCGGAUGUGCUAGACCCAACCUACCUGGAGUUUAUACUAAAAUAACGGAAUAUCUGGACUGGAUCCGUAUUCAUAUGAAAUCAUAGCAUUUAAUUCCACGUCCUCGUCACAUUUUUCUCCAAAGCAUUAAGUUUGCAUCAGACUAUAAUAAUUUCAUUUGUGAUUAAAUGCUGGAGACUUUCCUAGUCCAAGAAGGAUAAAAUUAUACUUUGAUGUAUUAAGAUAAUCUUGUUCUUCAUGGGCAAAGAAAAUGUGAGCGUGGUCUUUCAUACUGGCUGAAGUUAGCUGUAAUGAGACUUUUGGCUCUGAUAUAUCGUGUAAUGGCAUUUAAACUUUUAGACGUAUUUUUAUCAUCAUGUGAAUUGUAAACAAGAACUUAAUUAGGAAGUACACAUAUUCAUUUGGCUAAAGAAAGCUGUUACCAAGAAAAUAAUAAAAAAAAUAAAUAGUCUGUCGUAAUGAGUGCUGGAUGGUGAAAUCAAUUUCUGAAUCACGAACGCUUCAUCUUUUAAAAACCGUUAAAACUGUUAACUGCCUUUAGUAAAUUAAUUCCUUUUACUCUGAGUCGGAAUUGAAUUUUUUCUAGUGAUAAUUUAAAUUUAAAAAAUAUUUUGAGCUAAAUUUCAUUUUACGAAAAAAAUAAGAUGAGUAAAUUAUUAUCAAACAAGUUUUUAUUCAUGUAAAAAAUGAGUUUUUAUCGUUUGCUUUAUUCAAUGAACGAUAAUAUUUUCAGAAUUAUCUUUCAUUUAAUUUAAUAGCGUGGAGAAGAAAAAUCAUGAAGGAAUAAAAAAAGCUAAAAAUUAGGUUAAAAUAAUUAAAAAAUAAACAUAUUAUAAUUUUAAUUAAUAAAAGAUCCGUUAAGUUAAUUUUAAAAUAAAUAGUAUGAAUAGUUACAACAAUUCAAUCAGAAUAUUUUUCUGUAUACUGUUAAUGAAAAAAAUGAAAAAUUAUAAACAUUUCAAAUUAUUAAAAUUAUGUUACGAACAAAGUCUGUAUUUCAUCUUAGUUUUAAUAUUUUUAAAGAAAUGUUACUUAAAAACAAUAAUUUUUAUAAAAUGAUACUUUUCUACAUUGAAUAGUUUUAUUAGCUUUAAUUAAGAAAUACUUUCAUAAGAGAAUAUAUGCUACCUUUUUUAGGUGCUUAAAGAUUCAUUCAAAUUUAUUUCUUUUAAAAAUUAAGAAUUUAACGUUUUACGAAGAAAUUUCUUUUAAAAAUCGUCAGAAUGUAACAAAACCUUGACAAAAAAUAACAGUCAAGAUCUUGGUGGAGAAUGUAUUUAAAAAAAGACCCGCAGUCCAGUUAAUCUCCAGUUAAUGAAAAUUAAUAAAACUUUGCGAAAAUAGCUUUGAAGUGUUUAUAAAAAUAACGUUUAGAAAUCAUCAAAAUACUAAGAGCCAUCAUUUGUGAUUAAGAUGUAUUUAAAAAGCACACAACUUGAAAACAGGACACUGUUGCAUUCAGAAUUCAUUUUAGAACGCAGGUGCAAUACUUCUGUUUUUCCUUCUCACAUUGUUAUCUGAAUAAAUACGUAUAAACAAGACCAUUCAAACUUUUGAAUAUCAUAUGACCAGUUUAUAUUUUCUAUUGUAAAUAUAUAUAUAUAAAUAUUUGUUUUUAUUCUUUGUUGUAGCUGUCUUGUAAAUAUUAAAAUAUUCGAAGCUAAGAACGUCAAAAACCGUUUGGUUUACUGAAAGAGUCAUUGCCCUACUUUCAAUGUGUAAACCUUCUUCAAUAAGGCAAUGAAAUUAGCCUUGAAUACUUCCGGAACGAUUUUGUAGUAGUAGUAUUUCCUCAUCACAAGUCAAGUUGUAAAAUAUCAGCUUUUGCUUCGAUUAAGAUGCCAAAUAAAUCGUAUUUAAGCUGGACUUAACUAUGUAUAAAAUGAAAUGGCUUUCUUAGCUCCAUAAAUGAAGAUCGAAAAAUUUUUGUGAAUUUUAUAAAAAGGCAUAAAUAUUAAUCAUAUAAGAAAGAUUGUGAAUAAAAAGAUUUAUGAACUUUUCUG